UUGAUAGUAAGUUAGAGCAAAGUACAAAAAACCCUAAUCAAAACCAAAACGUCCCAAAGAGAGAGGGCACGUCGUUGAACAAAAACCAAAACAGGAUGAUGAAGAAGAAGAAGUCAUCAUCAGAGUCUCUUCCUCCGUCGUUUUUGUCGUUACCGUACGACAUCGUCUUCAACACUCUGGCUAGGAUCUCUCGGACCAAUUAUCCAAUCCUGUCUCUUGUCUCCAAGAGAUUCCGUUCACUCUUGGCUUCGCCUGACCUCGAGGCCGCACGAUCACUCGUCGGAAGACCCGAGAAGUACCUCCACGUCUGCUUAAACCUCAAUAACAACAACAACAACCUAAACCCUAACCCUAGCUGGUUCAUACUUUCCCAACAUAAGUUGAUACCAACCCCUUCGUUUCCUUACCGACAUCUCAACUCCUCGAGCGUUGUCUCAACUGACUCGGAGACUUACGUAAUCGGCGGAGGACUCGUGGUGAACGGAAGCAAGAAAAGAAGCAAAAGAGUGUUUAGAAUCGAUUUUAAAACCCAUCAGUGGAGUGAACUCCCCAACAUGCGUCUUCCUCGAAAAGAAGCAGUCGUUGAGGUGAUGGACGGUAAGAUAUUUGUGAUUGGAGGCUGCAGCGGCAAGUACUCUACCAAAGACGAGAAUUACGGAGAGGUUUACGACCCAAAUACACAAACUUGGGAGCCCACAAGUGCCACAACACUCGAUCUACCCAAUCACACCAAACAACAACAUGACACGAGGUCCACCAGGCCGUCCUCGGUAGAGACAGAGAAUAAUUUGUGGUUGGGAGCAAUAGUUCGCAAUGGUGAACUACGCUGCGGUGUCUGGUUUCGGUGGAGUAAAGUUGUGGGACUUGAAGCUAUAUCCUCUAAUUAUCUUAUUUCGGUGACGAACUCUUGCCACGACAAGAGUGUUGUAGUUUGGUGGAAGACUAAUUAUGCCGAGGAGUGUAAAACUGAGAUUUGGUGUGCACAGAUUUUGAUUGAGAUCUGCGAUCCCAUGAAGGUUCGAGGAUUCAUAGAGUGGUCUCAGAGUGUGUUUACCUUCCAGGGAUGUCAUGAUUCUGAUGAACUCCUUUUGCACUCUGCUUUAGUAACUCAUGAGUUUUGAGUGUAUGUUGGUUUCUAUGGAUUUAUUUAGUGAUUUAAAUUCUAACAAAAGAUAUAAUUUGCUUCAUGAUAAGGAUUGGAACAACUUUUCCAAGAGUAUACAUUACAUCCUUGCAUCUUGCAGUAAGAGACUAAUAGUAUGUCAUAAAUUUGCAAA
Molecule: messenger RNA, 1277 nt
Organism: Raphanus sativus (radish)
Lineage: Eukaryota; Viridiplantae; Streptophyta; Magnoliopsida; Brassicales; Brassicaceae
Product: putative F-box/kelch-repeat protein At2g44030
Exons: 2
Coding region: 96-1121 (341 amino acids)
Molecular function (GO): protein binding
Source: RefSeq, a predicted model, not a curated record